UGGACGACAUCAAUCUUUUUGCCUCAAACAAUCGGCGAUCAAGCUUCAUUACAGUCAUUACCUGGCGACUCAGUUCCUCAGAUACUUUCGACCGAGCGCUGCUGCUCCAGUUUACCCUGCUUUUAAGCGCACAAUAGAUACAUCGGGGACCGUUGUGGAGUUCGAAAAGUCAACAUCUUAUUCACAGAUGCAAGAAUAUCAUAUCAUUCAAAUAGAUAGCAUUCUGCGACAAUCACUCCGCCAGUUCUUCGAUAAUUUUCAAGAGGUCUUCGCCAAACUUGCUGUCGAGACCCAUCCUACGCUAGUCUUCUUCUCCGAAAUUCUGUCAUUCGGUCAACACGUCUCAGAGGAGCUAGACUCGGAACUUCCCCGGGUGCAAACCGUUUACCGUAACAUCCCUUGGUGGGACAGCAUACCACGUCCCAAUUUCCUACGACGCUUUUCUCAGCGUAACAUCUACGAAACAUACUACGAAUUCUUAACGGGGGAAGCCUCAAAUAUUCGGGACCUUGUGGUAUGCAACUCGGCCAGAUACACUAAACGUGGGUUCGCUUGAAGGAGCACCUACUGUUGCCGAGUUUUCUCGUCUUCUGGAGGAAUUCCAGGAUCAUGUCAGAUCGGAUUGGGAUUUUCAGGCUUGUAAUAUCCCACCGCCGAAUCAUUGGACGGACUCAACGUCUUCCAUUUAGAAAUGG
This is a messenger RNA of Guyanagaster necrorhizus, 695 nucleotides long. RefSeq lists its product as uncharacterized. The transcript is spliced from 4 exons. Lineage: Eukaryota; Fungi; Basidiomycota; Agaricomycetes; Agaricales; Physalacriaceae. The record is from RefSeq and is a predicted model, not a curated record. The coding region runs from base 188 to 556 and encodes 122 amino acids.